Molecule: messenger RNA, 2883 nt
Organism: Penicillium diatomitis
Lineage: Eukaryota; Fungi; Ascomycota; Eurotiomycetes; Eurotiales; Aspergillaceae
Exons: 3
Coding region: 1-2883 (960 amino acids)
Molecular function (GO): microtubule binding
Source: RefSeq, a predicted model, not a curated record
AUGCCGCUUUCAGACUUGGACUUCACCGUGUCCGACUUCGACCCCGAACACGAAGCUUUGGCCUCCACUCGCGAAUUCGGUAGCCCGCGACUUCCCAACAUGAGACAGACCUACGACGAAGAUAUCGAGAAGGACGAACCGGAUUUUGUCAUCAACACAUCUACUCUGGAACGCGCGUUUCCGGAAUUUUCGCAGCUUCCGACCUCUGAAGAAGAAGACAAUCAAGCUCAACAGCCUAAUAACCGCGACCGGGAUACCAUGUCCGAUAUCAGUGAGCUGUCAAUGGAGUUCGGCCGCGGCAACUCGAAAAACCCGGCUCGACGCAUCGACGAUUCGCGCGAUUCAAUCAUGUCGUUUCAAAACAGCGUCCGAUCAUCCUCUCCAGCUGUUCGUGUUGAGUAUCCAACGCCCCAAAAACAGUCACCUGCGCGCCCGACAGCUCGACGCGCCACGGGUGAGAACCUUCGAAAGGACGCACAACUGCGACGUGCCACGCAGGCCCAAAAGGAGAUCGCAAACCCUCCAGUAUUGAGCAAAUCACAACGCGAUAACCAACGACGCACAUUUUCUGAUAUGCACGCGAAAGUGCGCGAUAAUUACGACGGCUCGUUCAUUGGCGAUGAGCGCCCCGCUCCUGUCGCGACGAAUAACCGAUCGACGCGAUUCGGAAACUUGAAUGACUCGCAAGAGAUUGCUGACGCUGUUGAGCGUGCUUCCAGAGAGGCCUAUGCGAAAGAGAUGCGCAAGGCUGCCAACGGAGACACCCCGCGCAAGCCGAGCAAUAACCACAACAACACGAUGGGCGACACCAUGACGCGCCAAUCUUUCCUUCUUCCCGACCUGCCCAACAUCUCCGAGCUCGUUUCAGGCGUCUAUGAAGAUGGCACACCCGUAUUCCCCCGUCAGCACAAGAUGCGCUCCACUCGCUUCGUGUCUCCCCCUCACGAGGCGACCGACAUGUCCACUGUGCGUGGCCAUCGACCACUCGAUGCGAUUCCAAUUCCCGAGGAUGAGAAAGCACUAUUCGUUUCUCUUCGGCUGCUUCAAGACAAGGUUGCCGAGUUGGAGAUGUUCAAGUCAGACGCCGAGAGACGAAUUGAGAUUUACCGAGAGGAGAACGCUUUGCUCAAAUCUGGGCGCGCUCGUCAUUCAGAUAAUCGCGGGGCAGACGAAGUUGACAACAAGAAACAAACGAAACGGCUGAACUUGGAGAUCGAAAAACUCGAGGCUGAGAACAUAGCUCUGCAAAAUCAGCUGGACAUUGCUGACCGCAAGUCCCAGGUCCAGGAGGCCGCGGUCAAGCGACUCAACCAUGAGCGAGAGUCUGCCAUUUCCCAGCUUGGUGUAGCCUACCUCGAGACCAGGGAGCUCAAGAUGGAAAAUGACCAAUUACGAGAGGAGAAUUCGACUCUCAAGUCGCAGCUGAACCGAAUUGUAUCCAAGCAUCACCGAGACGAGAUUCAGGAUACGGAAUCGAGUGUCUCUGCUUCGGACCCUGAAGAUAGCAACACUUAUAGUGCCGACGUGAGUCGCAACACCAAAGAUGUGACUUCCAAGAGUGCCCGCGCGCAGUCCAAGUCCAAACGACAGGAAGAGUCUCGUUCCAAGGUCUCUACACAGGUGGAUAAGGAGAUUUCCCGUCUGGAGAAAGAGCGCGCGGAGGAAGCUUUGUUCUCGAUCGAGAAGCCUACUUCGAAGCGAGCAUCUGCCUCGAAGUCUUCCAAAUCUGGCCCCUCCGAGUCCCGGAGUCACCGAAAACAGUCAAAUACGUCCAAGCAGCGAGUCAAGCGCGUCAUUUUGGAGGACGUCAGCAGCGCCUUGGAUUCCACCGAACAAACCAAGGAAUCUGCGGAGGCAGAUGACCUUACGCUUCUGAGUGUGAUUGAUGAAAACGAGAUCGCCAAGCUUCGCAGAACGCUAGAAGAAGAACGGCUAUCUCGCAAACAGCGCCGCUCCAGUGCUACAAAGGAUGCGGCUGCCACUGAUACUGUGAACGCCAGUCGUCAGAGUAUUCUCAAAGCACCUCAGCCACGCAAGUCCGCGCUGCGGGAGCCGAGACUGUCUAUUUCUCGUCCUGCCUCAGCUGCCGGCGAUAUCACAACAAGGUCUUCCGCAACUAUGGAUGCCGACACAAGCCUUGUCGUGCCAACCUCGGAUCGAGCACGACGCCACUCUGACCAGUCAGCUGCACCUACGCCACAACGUAGAAAGCGCAGGAAUGUUGAGGACAUGACCUCCGCCUUCAUCCUCCCCGAUAUCACCCUGAGCCGUGCAGACCUAGCCGGCAGAAGUUCGUCUCAAUUACCAGAGUCCACGCAGCGAGCGUUGAACAAGAUCGCCCAGCAUGAUGGAGACAACUGCAUGAUUUGCAAGAGCACUCACCCUGACGAUGGCUCUUGCUCACAGGAGGCUGUCAAGAUUCCGCAGCCAAUUCCAGUGUCGGAACGCAUGCCAGCUACUGAAGACCCCACCAUGCGUCCGUCUCAACAUCCUGCUGUAGCCCUUGCCACCGUACUCAAGACACUCGAGGACGAACUUGCCCAUCUGAAGAUGCAGCUCGCUUCCUAUCAAGCUGCCUAUAACAAACUUGAUGUGUCCCUUGGGAAGCGUCAGCGCAAGUCGAUCAUGCAGAAGAUCGAGAAUGUCAUGAAAGACAUCGAUAUGAAGUCCGACCAAAUCUACUCUCUCUACGAUGUGCUGGAAACAUGUAAGGGCGACCUGUCCAAGCGUGAUCUUGACAUGACUUUGGAGUCAAUUGGCAUUGACGUGACGGCGAACACGUCGAAGUCCCGUACAGGUGGAGUCAAUGUCGAGGAUGAGGAGGAAGACGAUUUGCCCUGGGAGGGCAUCGAAAGCACCGCCGAGCUGACUGGGCGCGCGUGA